Messenger RNA from Yarrowia lipolytica CLIB122, 1503 nucleotides. RefSeq lists its product as uncharacterized. Gene Ontology annotation, cellular component: mitochondrion. Gene Ontology annotation, molecular function: ATP hydrolysis activity; ATP binding. NCBI's taxonomy places the organism in Eukaryota, Fungi, Ascomycota, Dipodascomycetes, Dipodascales. The record is from RefSeq and is a predicted model, not a curated record.
AUGACUCGAUUGCCGCUGAUAUCGAUAAAAGACGCGAAGUUCCGCAUGAUUGGGGCCCUGGCCUCGUCAGGAUCCAACCCUUACAUUUUCCCCAAUCCCAUUUCGCUGACAAUCAACCCGGAUGAGAAAUGGGUCAUCAGUGGACCUCGAAAGUCGCAAUUGAUGUCCAUUCUGGCCGCCAAACAUGUAUCAGAUCCACCUCUGGGCCGGCAGUACCCUUUCCUCAAGAAAAAACGGGUUCCCAGCCAAGUCAUCCAGACGCUGGAGUUCCGAGGAUCAAUCAACAUGGGUCACUUGUCAGCUCGAUAUGAGUUCUUCAAGGACGAGUUCGACAUGACUCUCAUCGAGGAGCUCAAGCGAGCCUCCCGUGAUCCCGCAACCGCGAUGGACGACAUUCCCCAGUUGCUGAAGAUGUUGGAGCUGGACCAAAUUGGUGAUCGAUGGUUUGGAGCUCUUUCCAACGGGCAGACCCGGCGAUCUCGAAUCGCCAAGGCUCUCAUGAAGCAUCCCGAGCUUCUGCUCAUCGACGACCCCUUCCUUGGUCUCGAUCCCGGUGCCGCUGACCUUGUCAGCAAUGUCUGCAAGGAAUUGCCUGAGACCAGAGGUACACACGCCAUUCUGGGUCUGAGAUCCCACGAGACGGUCCCCGACUGGAUCACCCACGUGGCUUACGCCGAUAAGUCUGGAAUCGUGGUUGCAGGAGAGAAAUCUCUUUCUGGUGAGCUUCUCGAGAAGGCAAAGACUAAGCAUGACGAAAAGAUCUUUCUCCGAGGAGAACGAGCCAAACAGGCCCGGGAGAAACUGGCCUCUGAUCAGGACGCCCCCUCUGUACUGACCAUGAACUCCGUGGAUGUAACUUACUCCGGAAAGCCUGUUCUCUCCAGCCUGUCGUGGGACGUCAAGCCUGGACAAAAGUGGCAUCUGCGAGGAGUCAAUGGAGCUGGAAAAUCUACUCUCCUAUCUCUGAUCACAGCUGACCACCCUCAGUCCUGGAACGAGAAGAUUGUCAUGUGCGGAACUCCUCGAGAAGUUGGAAACCACUCUUACUUCUCUAUCAAUAAUAGAAUUGGCCAUACCUCUCCCGAAAUCCACGCUCUGUUCCCCAAGACUCAGACCGUGACUGAAGCUAUUGACACGGGGUACAUUGUUGGAAGUAACAUUCCUCCCAAGAACCUCACUCCCGAGCAGAAAGAGAAGCGAGAUAGUCUUAUUUCGCACUUUGAGCUUGACGCUGAGCGAGACACGCCCUUCAACGACCUGACUGUUAGCCAGCAGAAGGUGGUUCUCUUCAUCAGAGCUGUCAUCAAAAACCCAGACAUUCUGAUUCUCGAUGAGGCUCUUUCUGGUAUGGACGACGACGCUGUCGAUCUCUGUAAGGAGAUGAUGGAGUCUUGGCCUGGCUCUGUGAUUGCCGUUGCUCAUCUGGACGAAGAGCUCCCCAGCUGCACCCAUUAUAUCCAGCUCAAGCCCAACGCUGAGCCUGCCGAAACCGGCCAGCUGUAA